Molecule: messenger RNA, 828 nt
Organism: Trichosporon asahii var. asahii CBS 2479
Lineage: Eukaryota; Fungi; Basidiomycota; Tremellomycetes; Trichosporonales; Trichosporonaceae
Exons: 1
Coding region: 1-828 (275 amino acids)
Biological process (GO): Golgi localization; retrograde vesicle-mediated transport, Golgi to endoplasmic reticulum; endoplasmic reticulum to Golgi vesicle-mediated transport
Cellular component (GO): COPI vesicle coat; cytosol
Source: RefSeq, a predicted model, not a curated record
AUGUCCACAGCCCUGCUUAGCAGGCAGUUCCGGCCUAUCCCCCGCGCCCGCAUUGACAGCCUGCUGGCGUCCUUCCCCAAGCUCAUCCCCGCCAACUCGCAACACACGACGGUCGAGACUAACGAUGUUCGAUUUGUCUACCAGCCCUUCGAGGAACUGUAUGUGCUCCUGAUCACGAACAAGGGCAGCAACAUUCUGCAGGACAUCAACACGCUUCAGCUGCUUGUGCGCCUGAUCUCGUCUCUGACGCCGGCGAUGACGGAGCCCGCGAUUCUGCACCACGCGUUCGACCUGCUGUGCGCGUUUGACGAGGUCGUGUCGCUCGGAUACAAGGAGAACGUGACGCUGAGCACCGUCCGGAGUGUGCUCGAGGGCGAGUCGCACGAGGAGAAGAUCCAGGAGAUCAUUGCGCGCAACAAGGAGGCUGAGGCAAAGGAGGAGCUCAAGCGCCGCGCCAAGCAGCUCGAGAUGCAGCGGCGCGAGCAGCAGAGGCUCGCCCAGGCCGGCCGGGCAGGUAUGGGUAUUGGUGCCAGUGGCGGCUUUGGUGGCGGUAUGGGAGGAGGCUACAACCCUGUUUCGACGACACCGCGGUUCGAGGCGCCCACGCCCGAGUACCGCACGCCGAGCCCCGCGGCUGCCCCGUCCAAGCCCGCGUUCAAGGGUAGCGGCAUGAAGCUCGGCUCGAAGAAGGGCCGCAACACCGACCUUCUCUCCGCCCUUGGCUCCGAGGCGUACGAGCCUGAGCCCGAGCCCAUUCCGGAGCCUGAGCCGGAACCCGCUGUCGCGGUCUCGGCGGAUGUUCUCGAGCGGGUGGACCAGGAUGCGUAA